Messenger RNA from Capsicum annuum, 2158 nucleotides. RefSeq names its product heterogeneous nuclear ribonucleoprotein A0-like. The coding region runs from base 1233 to 1679 and encodes 148 amino acids. NCBI's taxonomy places the organism in Eukaryota, Viridiplantae, Streptophyta, Magnoliopsida, Solanales, Solanaceae. The transcript has 2 exons. The record is from RefSeq and is a predicted model, not a curated record.
CCAUCUGGUCAUUUUGCCGCUGCGUGUUCCCUCUCCUAGUGGAGAUGGAGGAUUACAAUUCACUCAUGUAGUUAUUUAUUUUUGUUCACGUAAUUGAAAAAUAUUCAUUGUCAUGGAGUUUAAAAUUUCACAAGUGAAACUUCAGAACAUGGGUUAAGUUCAGAAAUAGUCCUAAAAUGAGUUGGUUUUGAUAGUUUGUCCCACAUAAAAAAAAAAAAAAGUCUUACAAAAAAGGUUUUCAUAAGGGAUGUUUUUGAUAUUUUGGUCCCGCUUGAUAAAUUUUGUCGACAAGACUGAUGUUCUAACUCUUAUUCAUAAGGCAAAUACUCAUGACAUUUCAAGGCAAAAAAGCCUACACAACUGACCAAAGUUUUAUCUUAUAAGCAAAAGUUAGAACUUAUUUAAAGAUGAUUGGAUAAAAAAUCAAGACCACACACUUUAAUGGAUAAAAUUCAAUACAACACAUUUGAAAGACAAAAAUUCAAAAUCAACUACAUUUGAAAUACUAGUCCUAACUAUAAUAAAUACACACUUUACACCAGUUAUGUUCUCAGCCCCACUCAAUCUCUAAUUAAAUAAUAUAAUAUUAUUUUUUAUCUUUUUAAUAUUGGAUCAGAUAAAACUUCGACCCAUUAUCAUUUUAAUCAAUUUCGCCCUUUCAUCACUAUUCUUUUUCGGCAACGAAAUCAACUUCUCCCCUCUUUUCCUUCUUCAUUGAAAUUUCACUUCUAGGACUCUCUUUCUGAGUUUGUAGAUAUAAGAGUUUGUCCUUUCUCUGCUACAAAACAAAUUUUUUACCCCAUGGUCCAUAGCGAAAUUUGAACCUCUGAUUCCUUUGUUGCUUUCGUUGAUCUCCGACGACUGAUUCUAAAAUUGAAAUUUCUUCUCCACCUAGAUGGGUAUAAAAAAACUAAUAGCAUUUUUUUCAAUUGCUACCUCAUUAAGUCGAGCUGGAUGAUGAGUUUGAUACUUUUAAAUUCAUUAAUAUCCUCCCCGACGAACAUCAUUAUAAAAUCAUAAAAAGAGAAUCAAAUUUUGAUACUUGAUGGAAGAUGAAAUACAGAAUUGAAGAGUAAGAAAAUUGUUAUCAUGAAUGCGGUUUUGAGUAAAGUGAAUAGAUGGAGUAGAGACAUCGAUUUUUUCUGCUUUUACAUUGAUGAAAGAGAACUCUGUAAAUUUCUUCUUUUCUCCUAUUUGGAGAAAAUGAGUUGCUUGGAGAAGACAAGUUGUUAAUGUCACAUGGCAACUUUACAUUGGCUUGGAGCCCUGCUUUCAUAACGUUGGUACGAUGGGGAACGGAUGAAGAAAAAGAUGGUGGAGGGAGAGGAGGUCGCCUGAAAGGCGGUGACAGAGAUAGAGUUGGAUACAUAGAAUCCUCGAGGGAGGGGGGCGAAGGUGAAGGUGGAUACAGAGAAUCAUCAGGAGGUGGAAGCGGCGGUGAAGAAAUGUUGUGCUAUGUAUAUGACAAUUCAUCAUUCCAACACGAGUAUUGGAUUCUCCUAAAUUGGGAUGGUGGUGGUGGAGGAACAAAAAUCUGCCGAAACACUUCCCUGGACACCUUUCUUUUUGAAAGUAGGAAGCCAUGGACACUUGUAGGGACUCAACGAAACAAACAGAGAAAACUCAAUUCUCAAGAAAAUACAUUGGCAUUCACACACCAAGAUUCAACAAAAAAAUAACAUGGAUCAUUGAAUUUCAGGAAAAAACAGAGGAUUGCAUUGCAGAGAAGUAAGUGAACAAAAAUUCACAAAAAAAAAAUGAUUUUCACUUCAAAAAGUUGAAAGCAAAAGGAAGACUGGAGAAAGAAAGGAGGAGCAAGUUCUGAAGAAGAUGCAAAGUGAGAAUAGAGACAAGUGCUAUUACCAAUUCAGUAGCAUCCCAGAUCCCGCCUAUUUAUAGUAAGUCACCUGAUAUUUUUUGAGUUCUAACCAACAUAUAUUUUGUCACAGCCCAAAUUCGGGAUCGUGAUGGCACCUAUUCCAUCCUUCGUGAUAGGUAAGUCAAAUACCCAAUUUCAAGAAUAACAUCUCAAACUCAUAGAAGCGGAAGAAAAUAAGAACAUAACCAAUUCUGAAUAAUCUCAUAAGUAGAUUAAUAGCCUAGUAAAAUCAAAUCAUAGAUAAUCUCAGGUCUGGAAAUCACUAAUACAAGCCACUAA